CUUAGGGGAAUUCAAAGGAACAGUACUUAACGCGAUUUUCUUUUUACUUACAGAUAUUUCCCUAACAAGCCCAGGUUAAUCAUCAACAAAUUUUCCUCAAAAGUGGAUUUUUUUUUAAAAACAAUUUCAUUUUAUAUUUUUUUGGAUUGCGGAGAAAAUUUGCUUACGAUAUCACAAAAAAAAAUCGUUCUUAAGAUGUGAUUUUACAAAGAAGCAGCUCAUAUAGCACAUCUGGACAAUUUCCACAAAAUUGGUUAUAACUCAGGAACGGAGAAAAACCACAUCUUGAAAAUUUCACAGAAUAUACUUUAUGUAGUUUUCGUCCAAAAAUAUUUUUUUUUGUGAAUUUUUCCGGACUUUCUAAUUAGUUUUCCAACUUUUCCAACUGAUUUUCACAUAAAAAUAUGACUAAGAUGUUUCGUUCUCGAGUUAUGAUUUUUAACCUUCCUUUUGCAUUACGUUGGGCACAGCUCGCUGGCGUAGUGCACGGUUUGGGUCAAAAAUGACCCUAAUGCCAAAGGAGGGUUAAAGUAUGUGGUGUAUGUGGAAAAUGAUGCUGAUUCUUUUCAAUUUAGUUUUUGUUCAUAAUAUGUCAUAUUGUUCAUAUAUGAACCCUACCUAUGGAAAAAAAUUAUUGAAAUCGGAGUACCUUCGUACUAAUCUGUACGAUAAUUGAAAAAAUCCUUUUACAAGAAUGCCCCUUCCGCGAUAAUUACGUAAAAAAAUCGUGAAAAAAAUAUUCAUGGAGGGGUUUCCACGGAAUAAUUCUAAAUUCGGCGCAAUACUGAAGUCAUUUCCAUGGAUUAGUACCAGUACCAGGGCGCUAAAAUUUGGAACCUAGCUCUGAUUUUACCAUAACAGCACUGGAUAUGAUGCAAUAGGUGUCAAUCGCGGAGGAUAUUUAAAUAAAUAUUAAACAACGUCAGUAUUAGACCAAAAUUCUUCUCGAACAAAUGUCCAUAUGCCAAACAAGAUUUGUACCUUUGAAUUUUCUCGCUUGGAUCCAGAUUUGUAUAAAAAUCUGUACAUUAUAGUUCAAAACUUCAUAGAAUAAUUGUUCAAGCAACUUUAGAAUGCUACUCUUAUAUCAAAAGGAACAACCCUACAUCCGGAUCCACUCCACCUAGCUGUGAACUGAUAGUGCACGGUGAAGUCAUCACCAAAAGCGUCAAACAAGGUUCUACCUACAUACACUCCUCGAUCACAUAUACUCAAUCGAACUCGUCGUAACGCUAUGUUGUUCCCAUAAUCAUCGGCCUAGAGCGGCGCGCAGCGUAGCUCCCGAUCAUUCAACGGCUUCAUGAGCGACGUCGUCGUCGACCAGCGAGUGCACAGUUUCUCCGCAAUCUACUUGAUGACCGAACCUAAGUGCGCAGUUUCGCCAAACGAUAUCAAUUGAAGUGCAACUGCAGCACUAGGAGCAGCAGCCAGCAGUUUCGCAAUCAAAGCCGCCGAGUGCCGAUCAAAGGUCGCCCGGUCGCGAACAGAUGAUGACCCCGCCGCCGUUGUGUGGUUGAUGGCGAUCGCGUUUGCGAGUUUUGCGAAUUUCUCGGCAGACAGCACGUUGGCGUUAGAGAUGUAAUCGUCAGGGGAGCCCAAUACGGGGGGGCCAUCAGAGGGCGGAGAUAAUUAUUAGGGAGCUCAUUGGGAUCGAAACAAGCGAAAAUUUCACUUUCUGAUACCUAGGUACCUAGAUUCGUUGUUGCUGUUAAAUCACGAGAUCGAGAUCGAGAAGUUGAUGGGCCGUCCGGCCGCAGAGAUGGUGACGACGACGAUCUCGUAGUGUUUUUAGUGAUCACGAAGAAUAAAUUAAUUUAAGGUGCUCCCAACUGGAUUGUGGUGAUUAAUGAAGAUCGUGUCCAACGGUGGGAAAUUGUAGCAAAUUAUCUUCGUUAGUGACGGUUUCGGUGUUUUUUUUUUCGGUGCUCGUCAAAGUGUAAUUAUAUGGUCUAAGAAGCUUCAGAAGUACCUACUGUGGUGCGAUUCCAUGCACACCUCGAGGCUAGGACGCGGUUGCCCGAUGGUGUGAAUUUGCGAGCUGACGAUGUUGUGACAGCUGACUGAAGGAUCGUGUUCAGCAACUUUAUUAUCAGCAUUUAUUGUUCAUUUUUUAGACUGUUCAGACGGCAUCGCCCUGGAGGCCCCAGUUGCCCCUACCGAAGGACAUAACCUUGCACGUGCAACAGCAGCAGCAGAAGCGCGACAUGGACAAGGUACCGAGCAGUAAGAGCAGCAGCAACAGUGCCGCCAAGGACGGCAAGGACAAAAAGUGGUCCCUUGGGAAUCUGUUCCGUCGGAAGCAGCAGCAGAAAAAGGAGCAGGAAUACGACUCCAGUUCGGAGGAGGAUCGCAAGGCGGGAUUUUUACCGCUGAAGAGCAAUAGGACGCAAGCCGUAUCGCAGACGGGAACGUUGAAUGGGAAGAACCGCAAGAAGCGGUCGAGUAAGCUAGGAACGUUCGAUCACAUCGUAGUUAGUCAGAAUCAGACGAACAAUAGCUACGGGUUUAGGGAGAGUGAAAGCGUUAAUUCGAUCGAUAAGUACGUCGUUUCGAUGGGUUCAGUAGAUAGGAGAUCGCACACAGAUCGAGAGAAGAUCAAGGAAGGUGACGGAAGCGAUCAGGAGUCACAAAGAUCGUCGUCGAUGACGAGGUUCAGAAGUGAUGAUAGUUUGGGAAAUCAAAGCGGCGGGUCACAUAGGAAAUCGCGUUCGGCAAGGACCAAGCGAUACUUGAAGAGAAUGUCCAAGGAUGGAGAAGGCAGUCCGGUGAAUCGAUGGCACACGCAGCCGAUAUCUCCAAGCAUGCUCCACGGCAGCAUCCAGUCCGUAGACAACGCUCACAAACGAGGUUACCCAGUUGCGACACAUUCAAGCCUCAGGAACUCUUCUAGUCUUACCCAUGUGCCGCAUCAUUUCCACCCGCCCAAUCCGUACGCUCAUCAGCAGCAGGUCUUCCAGGUCAAUCCUUCUGCGACUUACGAAAACAGCUUCUACAUUCAGAGCAAAGCAAACUCCAUGAGGGAUUCUAUCCGGAGUCCUCCACCUGUCCCUCCACGGGAUCCACAGCGUAGACUUACCAUUGGGCAUCCCAGUGAUGCUCGACCCAUUUCCUACGCCUUCGAUCGCUACCAGAUGAACGUUCAGCAGAACGGAAACAUCUGGCAGCCGAAUGGCAAAUGUACCAGUGACGAUCGACUCUGGGGUUCGAACAUCACCCUUCAACAGCAGCCGACCACACCUCAAAGCUUCGUGAACAUGCAUGCCGUGACUCCACCUAGACCGGCAUCCGUACAGCCUGAACCCACCCAGAAGCGCUACAUCUCUCGCCAUCCGCAGCAGCAGUCCAACCCCUCACCAAAUCAGGGCUACGUAGUCCUUCAUCACAACCACCAUCACCAACAUCAUCACCAUCAGCCGCAGCCACAAUAUCAAGUGCAGCAGCAGCCACAACCACAGUCACAAGCUCAGCCGCAGCCACAAACUCCGAAUCAGAUUGCCAAGCGGCCAACCGAGUACCGCUACGUAACGGACGUAACGCCUCGAUCGCGAAAGCCAAUCCAAAUACAAGACCGCACCUUUGAACCUUACGAACCAUCGCAACAGAUGCAACGAACUACUCCAACAAGUACGCAGCCAAUCUACGGAUCCACGGCUUACGUUAGAACGCGGCCUCUGAAGUCGGACCAACAGGAGGAGAACCGUAAAACACCUCAACAAUCCGCAUCCGCUUUCUGGCGCAAGAUCGAAGAAGAUCAGAAUUCCGUCCAUCGCCGCGGACGGGCUGCCGAUCGGAGACAACAGGUCCCGGGCGUAAACUCCCGCUCCGUGUCCAGUUCUCGGGCUCUAGAGGUGAUGAACCGCCGUAAUCACGAUUUAUCCAAGGAGUUGAGUAACCUAAUUUGUGACGACAGGCCGGAUGACGAUCAACAGAAUGUGGUCAAUGGGCGACUAUACCUCCGACAGGCUCAGGAUCCCACGAGGGAAAAAUCCCGCACACCACCCAAGAACAAAUACGAGGAAUACGUAGCCAAAACGAUCGCCCAGUCUACGCAGGCACCCGUUCCAACGUCAACCUAUCGGAAAUUCAGUGCGGAACGUGACUCCAACACACCCACCAAUUUGCAUCAUGUCAGGAGUCCUCCGCCUCCUCCUGCACGAGGAAUUUCCAAGCGAAAUUCCUGCUCGGAAGAAGAACUAUCCAAGAAGCAGAAGAAUGCCAACCUUGAAGAUGCCAUCAACGAACUGGAAGCCAUCUAUAAGAGUCUUCGGCUCAGCGACGAAGAUCUGCUGGAUCGCGCCGAGCUGCGUGACGUCCCCACGCCAACCCUGUUCAACCGGCAGCCAAUCAAGCCAACUUCCGAUUAUGAUGAUGAGGACGAUAGCGGCGAUCGUCGCAAUUCCGAACCCAACAUCGAACUGGACGACCUGAACUUCCGUAGCAGAAAGCGGGCAAACGAGACCUUCAAAACACUGGAAGUUCAACCACCGUUCGGAAUUCCUGUCGGUCCGAUCCCGCCAUCACCCAAUACGGAUUAUCUAAGCGCCAACCCGGCCAAGCCCCACAAACCGCGGUUCAUUCCGAAACGCUCGCCCGACCUUAUUUCGGACGACUUGGCCGUCAGGCAGCUACGUCGGGACAAAGAUCACCCACAAGCCAUCGAUCGUCCCAACUACGUUGCCGGCGAUACAUUGUCGGACAAACCAAUCAACAGCAUCGUUGAAGACGUCAAGAAGAAGCGCAAUAGUCACAAGGCCACCACCAACUCGCUGGCGUCCAACAUCUACAACCUAAUUCAACGGGACGCAGCCAAACCUUCCGGUGGCAACCUCGAUGACUACUACCGAAUCGAACAGGUAUCCAAAACGAAACCGGAGGUGGACGAUGUGCCUUCUGAUGUCUUGGUUGUUCCCAAACCGAAGAAGUCACCGAAAAAAGUCGACCAGCACUCGACACCCCGAACCAAGAGCGGCUCCCCGAAGAUCACCGGAGGAGCGGUGUUUAACCUACCAUCAACGCUUAAGUCGACGAAGAAACCAACGCCAACCGUGUCGGACAACAGCAGUGCACCGAGCACUCCGACACAGAAGACUCCGACUCCGGCGAAAACCAACGGGGAUGGUCCGGUGAUUGUCGGGGCGAAGCACAAAGCCGAGUUUGAGGACAUCUUGAAUGCGAUCGCGCAAGAAGCGAAGGACACCAGCGAGAAGUUGGGCAUGGAUCUGGCCGAACUGCGCAAGGAGACCAAGUCGGUGUCCAGCGGGACCAGUCCCGAGACGAAGCCGAAGAGUAAGGCGAUUGCUCCGCAAGGCAGCAGGAAGUCUUCGGUUAAGGUGGAUGAGAAGGAGAUCGAUGAGGUGGCCGAGGCGGCGAAGUAUUGCCGGGAGAUGCUGAAGAAUGUGGUGGAGGCGCCCAAGCAGUUGGAUGAGGAGAAGCUAGUCAAGGAGAUUGAGGACACGUCCAAUGCGGCGAUGCUGUGUCACGGCAUGAUUAAUAGGGUGAUGAUGGUGACGCAGCCGGUGGUGCAGGCGCCGGAGAAAUCGGUGUUGUCAGGGUUGAUCCAGGAGUUGACACCGCAGGUGGAGGGUGAGGAGAGUUUUGACAGGUUGUCGAAGCGAUGUCAAGAGCAGUUGGAAGAGUUGGAGUCGGUUGGUGAGGGAGAUAAGUCGACGAUUGAGAGGGAUUACGAGAGCUUGGUGGAGAGUAUCAAUCCGUUGGAGUCGGAUUCGGAUAAGAAGAGUACGGAGGAGGAGAUUGAUUUGAUUAUGAAGGAGUGCGGCAUAGAGAAUGAUGUGCAGAUAACGAUAAAUUCAGUGCCUUUGGAGAAUCAGGUGGAGUCGUUUGAGGGUAGAAAAUAUAGUAAAGAAUCCAGUUUGGAGCUGAGCGAUGUUCAUGGGUCUUCGAUAGCUUCGACGGAUCCAAAAUCUUCGAGUGAGACGGAACAGUUCCCAAAGUCUUCGGACGUUACGUCCUGCAACCUGCUCUCGUCGAGUGAUUGCCGGAAGUCCAACGGCAGUGCGUCGUCAGCUGUUAGCUCAAUAGUUUCGACGUCUAUCGUGCCAGUCGCGGUUGAAUCGACACUGGCUGAGGUUAUUCCGGUUCCGGUAGGGGCAGCGUCUGGUGCGCCGCCUCCGUUGCGCCGAUCGCCGUCGGAUGCCGAAUCGCAGUACAACUCUUCCGAAGAGCUGGCGAUGAUCUUUGGCAUCAAGAGUCCAACACCGACAGAUAACAAACCAUUCGUCAAUAGCGCCAUUCUAGAGCUGGAAAAGAAGCUUUCAUCCGCCACUGCCAACGUAAGCUGCCAAACGCAAUAUAAUUCUAGUUUACAGCAACCUCAUCAAGUGCAACAGCCGAUCUAUCAGCCGAACAAUCAUCAUCAACAACAGCCGCAUCAGCAUCACCUCAACCAACAACUCUAUCAACCGCAGCAUCAUCCGGUGGCCGUGUCCUACAACAACGACCCCCGGACGCAACCAUCUAGCUCAAGCCUCGCCAGUAUCCUGCAGGUGCUUCGGUCGGAGCAAGAAUCCGCCAGUUCCGCCUUUGAAAAGCGAUCUCCUCGGUGGGACUCCUCGCAUCUCCGAUCUUCAAGUCUCGAUCGCAGCGCCGUUUCGCCUGCUGUGGGACCUCCUAAAUUCUCCGCGGUAAACUUCCGCAAAGUCCAACGACAUCCUCCGGUAUCCUAUCCGAAGAAACCUCUAGUCACGCAACGUUCGCUCGGAGGAUCUCCACCGUCACCGAACGUCGUCGGUCCUUGCUAUUCGCCAUCUUUCGGAGUUUCCAAUUCCCACCAUUACAACUACAUCCACCAUCAGCAGCACCCGCAACCGACUCCCUCAGCUUUCGCCGUCGCCACCAGUGGAGGUCAACAGCGAAGACCUCCAGCGCAGAAGCCGGCCCUCAGGCGGCAUGACGCAUUCCUGAAAACCCGCUCCAAAACCAUCUCGGACUUUUUCGGUCCUGAAUCCACGCCCAUCAGCCGUCUGCUAAAUAUAAUAUGCCAAGAGAAGGAAGCGGAAAGAGCGAAAGCGACCAUGAGCAGUAGCAGCGGCAGUUCUAGCACUAGCAAGCCCAGACCACCCGCCGGAAGCGCCCCGCGAGAUGGAGUCCUGUCGAAAAUUUCGGUGGCGCCGGCGACGAAUUCGUCUGGCGGCGCCUUGUCGGCGUCAUCCUCCGGCAGUUCGUCUGCGUCCUCGUCUUCUGCGGCGGCUGCAGCCGGCAGCGGCCGGGUGCUCAAGUCCCGCAAGGAGAACGUGAUUCCGGCUACCACGACGGCCAAUCACAGCCACAGCUCGUCCCCAUCGACGGAACUGUUUGCCACCAAGGACAUAGAUAGGAUAGCGAAAUAUAAGGCCGACCGGCGCAAACCCAUUUAUUUAAGGAACACUGUCCAAGAAAACGAAAAUGAAAGACUGGAUAAUAGAAAGAAAUCAACGUCUAGAUCAGCAACCAAUACUCCUUCGUCAAGUGCAAUUCAUAGUAAAUCUCAAUCAUCCACGCUACAUCAUUCGAAAGCACCCGCGACUUCAUCGUCGUCGUCGUCAUCCGCCGCAACCUCCUCGAGCAGGCCAUGGCGGACCACGUCGACCAGUGGUUCCUCUUCUACAUCUACCUCCUCAGCUGCAGCCGCUGCUGCCCUCAACGGUGGAGUGAAACCCCGUCCCCACACGGCCACCGGGGGUAGCAGCUCAUUGCCACUGUCACCGUUGCACCAACAACCGCAAGGCACACGGCAGCAGCCCCAGCCACGGAAACCUCGGGACCGCAGCAACGUCCGCACCGUCAACAACGUCGCGAAAUCCGAGGAGAAACAGGUUGCCGCCGCUCCUCAACCGCAGGCGGCUAAGUUGCCUCAACAGCAGCCAUCACAGGCCCCACCACAGCAACCGAUCCGAACAACCAGAUCUUCCAGACUUCGUGCCGCUGCGCUGGCUGGCGGCGUCGUCGUCGGAGCAAUCGUUUCGCCGCACAUCGUCGAAGACGCCCACCAGCAACGCUUAAAAGCGUCCACAUUCGCUCCGCCAUCCAGUGGUCGGAUUAGGAAACUGCUCUCGCCGAACAACAAUAACAUCAUCGGGCUGAAUCGCGCCUCGCCAUCAACGAUGAAUACCGGAAACCGAGCAACGGCCAAACUGCGCGAUCCGAAGCCCCGACUCGUUCCCACCAUCACAGCCGUCAGUAUGAAGCAGAAGCUCAAGGAGACAACCGAAGUCAUUAUCAAACCGGCGGUGGCCGCCGAUAUCAAUCGUAACCGCCAAGCGGCGCCAAUGUCCAAAAGCACUAACCCCGCGGGAAGUGAUCUGCUAAACGGGAAUGCCCUCCCCACUAACACCAAUAACAACAAUACCGAACCCACCGCUUCGACGUCGCCGGCGGUCAGUAGUGGUGAGGAGGCUUUUUUGGAACGAAUCCCUUCGACUACCACCACAGCCGCCGCCGCUGCUGCUGAUCCGGGCCCUGCGAAACCCGGCGGCGAAGGGAUUCCAGUGCUCCAGCGACGUGCUCCGCACUUGAGUGCCAUCGGAGGCGGCGGUGGAGGCAGCAGCAGUAUGGAAUCGCCUCCGACGCCGCGGAUGCGAACCUCCACCAUGAAAUCCGGAUCGACGAGGAAGCCCCUGGCGGGACUGGAGCGGGACAUUGGGGCGCUGAGUCCGGUUAGGGGCUUUAACGGAGGAGCGGAGAUGGAACGGGAGAAGUCGGCUAAGCGGAAGUCGCACCUGAAUCGGGCACAGCACGAGGAAUCGACGGAAACACGACACUCGUCAACCGAACGGCACCGCAUCCGCAGCAAAUCCGGAAGUGCUCCAAUCUCCAGUCCGGAAAUUGUUGCUUCCAAAACCGUUUCCACUUCCCCGCCGACCUCAACCCACAUUGUCAACGGCGGCAAUGCCAACAUCACCCGGACGAUUUCAUCGGCCGUUCCGGUUGCAGCUCCAAGGACGACGACCCCCAGCAAACUCCCCCGCAAGUCGUCGCCUCCCGUGGAAAAAUCCACCUCACCCACAACCUCACCGGGACCACGAUCCUCAUCGUCCUCUUCCUCGUCGGCAACGACCAAGACGGCGACCGAGUUGGCUCCGAACCCAUCCCAGUCCUCCUUUGCGUCGCUUACAACGGCAACCUCAUCCUCCACGUCCCCAUCGCCUGCGCUUUCGUUCGAAACCUCGGUAUCCCGGAUCACACCGUCACCGAUUCCAACGUCCACAGCUUCCCAGGCCACCUUCGUUAUGGAAUCUUCCAGUUCGAGCGGCACACUGGCGGCGGCGGCGGCGAUUGCCAUAGAACCGGAGGAAUUGCAAGGCCGUGAUAGCAGCAACAGCAGUAGCAGCAUGGUAGAAGACAAUAGACAACUAGAUAGCAGAAUUUCGGAUGCCGAGCAGCAGCAGCAGCCUCAAGAGGAAGCAUCACUGCCGGAUUCGCCACUGCCCGCAGUGGUGUCACAAUAUUCUAAAUUUAGCCAAAUGUUAAAAUCGCCCACGCUGGAGAAGCACGAGUCGAGGGUGCCGGCCAUAGUUCCUUCGCCGCAGAUUGUGCGGCCACAGACGCCACAGGAUGACGAAGGGGAACAGAGGAUGGAUCAGGAGCAGGAGGAUCGUCAACGAUCCGAGGAAGAGGAUGAGGAGGAGGAAGUGGAGAAGGUCCUCGAAGAAGUGCCAUUAAUGAAGGAGGAUCGAGAAUUGAUUGAAAGGAAGGAAGAGGUGGACCAGGUGCUGGACCAGAGUCAGGAAUUGAUGGUGCCUUUGGAUGUGGAGGAAUUGCAGGAUGAGGUCCGCGGUCACGUGGAUCAGAUUGAUGUGGAUUUCAUGGAAGCCGGACCUUCCGGACUUUGUCCUAACGCUCUGAACAGUAACGGAGUGGAGGAUGGCGACGAGGAGGAAGAAGAACUGGCCACCGAUCAAUUGCUGUUGAUGCGAGAAGUUAGGAGAAGUCGCUCAUCUUCGCCUCGACCGGCCAACCGGAUUCUGUUCGACGAUAAGUUCAACGAUGAAUUUGUCGUGAUAGAGAAUAGUCCCAAGAGUCAUUUUAUACAAUCACUGGAUGAGACUGAUAUAAUUGUGAUUGGGGACAACGACGAAGACUACCCACCGAGACCGGCCAGCAGUAACAGCGCUGCGAUGGGAUCAUCCUACGAGAAGAAGCUGGUCAAGAUGAGCUCAGUGGAACAUUUUGAACAUCUGCACCAGAGGAAGAGUUGUUCUCCGCAGCGCAAGAAGAGCCUAUCGCCGAUCAUUCGCGCCAAGAGCAUGGAAGAAAGCCACCUGUCUGCAGCAAUUUCCCCCGCAUCGAACCAUAUCGUGUCAAUUCUAAAACGGAAAACCGUCGAAUCCAAUAGUUCUGCCUCGAGCAAUACCUCGCCUGUAACGUUCUCCCCAAGUGUCGUGGACACGCCCAUACGAUCGAACCGCCGACAAGGAAUUCUCAAGAAACGCUGCUCGCUGGACGAAAGCAGAUACAGUAGAAGUCACUCUCCGGAUGAUCGAAGCAUCCUGGUCAAGCACACCCGCCGAAACAGCUUCGAGGACGGCACCCAGCACGGAAUUCUCAAGCAGAAAUCCUACGAAUCCAAGGAGGACGUUUCCACCGCUGGCGGUGGCGGCAGCGGUAGCUCAACUGCCGUCAACAGCGUCGUCACUCAUGGAAUCCUCAAGAAGAAAACCGACAGCUCCUCUACCUCCACUCCCAACGAGCAGCCCAAGCACGUGUCGAUCUCGCAAGCGGUGAUCCUCGCCGCAGCUGAAAUCUGCCAGGAUAUGCUACUUGAUCAUGAGCACGAUCACGAGAUCCGCCCGAUCCUCAAAUCGGACAGCCAACCACUGCCCACCCCCAAACCCAUCCUCAAGAAGAAAUACUCAUCGGAAUCGGAAGAAAUCCGACCGAUCCUCAAAUCCUCCCGGAAGAGCAGCCGCGAGGAGAACUCCGACUCGGAAGAACUGAAGCGCUCCAUCCUCAAAACGGACUCCCCGGCCAAGCGACGCUCGUUCGGUGAUCGCGAUCCGGAUCCGAACGGAGCCCUGAUCAGAAGCCGCUCCCUGGAACAUCCGGACCCAGUUCAGGCGGCCGCCAUCGUCCCCCAGAUCCAGAACAUCGAAAAACCAAUCAUUUCCGUCGCCGAGCGGAUCAAACACAUGGAGAAGUUCCUAUCGUCACCGCCAGCAACGGCGGGAAAUGGCGGCACCAAUGGAACCACCACCGCUUCGUCAAGUCCCGGUUCCAGUUCCGGUGCCGUGCCCAAGCGUAGCGUAGCCGGAACCAGUGCCAGUUCGCGACGGGAGACGUUCCGUUUCAAAACGCAACCGAUCACGUCGUCGGAAAUUAGCGGUGUGCAACAGCAACAAGUUGAUCAUCGAUCGGUCGACAAUCCGGAAGAAUCCAUCUCGAGUGAAGAACCCACCAGCUUGGUGCAAACCGAAGAAGAAGCCGUGGUUUGCGGUACAGUGGAGUCCCUUUGCCGGCGUGGAUCUUUGGAAUCUCUCAUUUGCAAGGAGAAACUCCACUCGGACGAUAAGAGCCUUGAACUGUUGUCGCCGACCUUCGCUCACACCGAGUCCAACUCGUUCAGCGGCGAGUUUAACCUUGCUUCGCUCAGCUCCGACAGUGGUAUUCAGUUUGGGCGCGGGACGGAGGAAACCUCCGGGGCGGACUAUGUGUCCUCGGUGAAGACCAGCGACAGUGACAAGUCCCCAUCGAAGAAAACCAUCGACGACGAUCUGAACGAACUCGACGAGGAGGAGGACGACGUCGGUGACGGCGAAGGGGAAGAGCAUUUGCAGAUAAUCGAAGAGACUGAAGGACAGAAGCGCCUUUUGCUGAGUCCAUCCAGUGCGGCUGCGGCGGCCGUUGCCCAGAAUCGAAGACGUUCCGCCGGUUCGUCCAGUUGUUCUAGUUCUAGUGAUUUGAGUGAUCGGGAAGUCGAACGAAUGUACGCGGCGACGGUGAGUGGUGGUGGUAAUCAGCCGGAUGAUGAUCAGUCGUCGUCCGGUUUGCGGCGGUCCAAUAGCGUUCGAGCGCGGGCCACCAUGUUCCAGCAGAUGGAAAGCCGGAUGAAGGAGAACGAGAAUCCGGCGGCGCUUCCGCGAGGCAGACGAGUGAUGCCAACCGGAGCGGCUCCCACGCAGUUCGCAACGCAAACCAUCUCUCCAACGGACAUCGAAAGAAACAUCCACAGCAGCAGCAACGCAAACACUAGCAAUCUCAUCACGUCCAGCAGUAACCUCAACAGCAACAACAACAACAUUUCCGAUGAUUCCGGCACCGAGUUUGAUCCCUCGACACUGCAGGUAUCGAAGAAAAUCAAGCUCUUCUCCGGUGGCGGAGACCCACUUUCUGCUGGUGGUGGUGGAGGAGGAGGAGGAGGCGUGGCAACCGCAACGAUAACCACGCCCACCGGAGCCGGCGGCGUGGGAGCGCUACUACCAAAGAAAAAGUUCAAGUUCCGUACGAUUGGGAAGCUGAUUAUGCCAAAGUUUCUGAACGACAACAACAAUAACAUUUCCAACUCGGCCACCAGCACUCCACCGGCAGCGGAAGAAGCCAUGAGUGUGACCGUAACUCCUCCGAUAGUGUUAAAUGGUGGGGAGAAGGACGGGAAGAAAGGGGACGGGUUGCUCAAUUGCUCCAAGGUCGAACGAAUCCGACGGAAGUUCAUGGGCGACUCGUCGACACCCAUAGUGGAUGAAGAAGAAUGCGACUCCAAUGUUGAAUCUGGGAAGGAGAAUAACUACGAUAGUGGAGGGGAAGUCAACUCCCGGGGAAUUACGGCCUUGAGGAAAAACUUCGCGAACGGAAGUAGAUCUCAAAACAAAAGCAUCCUGCUUAACUCAUCGGCCGAAGUGGAAGAAGUGGUCGUCAAAGGAAAGGUUUCCAACAUGGCUAAACAGUGGAACCGGAUGCGAGCCAUGACUUUGGACGUCUCCGUAAUCAAGAAGUUAUCCAACUCCCCAUUUCCAACAGACUCGGCAAACCUGACCUGUGGUAGUCUUCCCUACGAAGGCGAUUCCAAACAGUACAGUACGAAUAAUUCUUCACUCUUCACCCGAAGUUCCUCCUUCAAAGCCAACAGUUCAAAAGUGAUCGACACCCGGUUCGCCCAAUACUUUGGCCUUCAAUCCCAGUCCCAAAAUCCCGUGGCCACCGUGUUACCCAACAACUCCCAGCCGGACUCCAACUCCAUAACAGCAAACAGCAAAACCCGUCACCGAUCUCGAUCAAUGUCCCGGGGCAACCCGCCGGCACCGCCCCCUCAACGCCCGGUAGAUGAACGAAUCGCCCAAUACUUCGGCAUCAACAAAACCUUCUCCGGAUGUGGAUCUCCCAACCGCGCCACCAACAGACCUCGGGCCAUCGUCAAACCCCAGCAGCGGCUUCUGUUGGACCCGGCCACAACUGUGACCAACCGACGCCGUCGGUCCCGCUCGAUGCCCCGGGAGUUCGAUGAACUGGACAAACUGCUGUACACGGAGAAGGACCACCCGGCCAGUUUGAGCUUUUGCGUUGCCAGUGGAGUGAGUAAGGUUUCCAAGCUGAAGCACUUUGAAGAGUUGAACAUCACGGCGGAAGAUCUCUCGAUGGCGGACACCGAAUUCGACAAGAUUUUCGUAGAUCAAAUAACUAGUCCUAGAAAAUCUCCCUUUGCCUACCUGCCGCCUUCGGGUCAGCAACCGCUGCCCUUCGUGUCGGAGCUCAAAAAAGGCAUCCUCAAGUCCAAGUCCGGCGGCAUUGGGCUCUUUCCGGCCGAUCUCAAUUCCGAACUGAAAUCUCGACUGCGCAAAUCAACCCACUCGUCGGUGAGCAAUCUGAAAAAGUCCACCACAGUUUCGAACAUCGAAUGUGAUGCCGUGGCGGCAGCGGCGGCAACGGCUGCGGUCGGUUCCUCGUCCGAGUCCGACGAAGAGGACGGUGUCGCGCCCGGUAAGAAUCUCGCGAAAAUGCUUCGUAACGUGUCGAAUACGGCCGCGUCGUCCACCACCGCGGCCGCCGGUGGUUACGUUCCACCCGGUGGGGUCGCGUUGUUUCCGUCGGUGCCCAGUUCGUUCGUUCCGUUGAAGAAAAGUGAUCUCGUCGCGUCCGGUAGUGGAAGUGGUGCCACCAGUGAUGGAGAGCAUCCGGCUUCGGUGGGUGGUGGUGGCGGUCGUGGCAACGUGGACUCGAUCCUGAAGAAUCCGGCUGUGGCAAGGAGACGACGGCAGAAUGAAGGCUACAAGCAGCAACUGGUGAAAAGCAAGAGCCAAUCGGAGCUUGCCACCUUCAUUCCGGCGUCGGCCAUCAUCUAUCACAACACGGCGAAACCAUUCAGCAGCAGCGGCGGCGGCUUCGGCCCAGUUGGCGUUGGAGUUGGCGUCGGAAAUGAUCCUCUGAGCUUCGGUGGUUCCAAGGACCAAAGGGCUGGUUUCCUGAAUCAACAAUCCGUAACCACCGGAGGGGACGGCGCAAAUCUGUCCCAACAGGUGCAACAGCAGCACUACCCAGUGCCACCCGGUUUCAUUGGGCUGAGACGCUGCCUAACGGAGGAGAUGCGCCCGGAUCAGGACUCGAUGGUGAAGAGUGUGUCGAUCGCCGAACGGUUGGCGGCCCUGCAGAAGAGCGGCGAAGAUGACUGGCGGAAGCGAAUUGCCAAGAAGGAUGUCACCGACGAUGUCCGACGGGAGAACUUAGUCAAUAAUGCCAUCCUUGUUGCCAAAUCGCUCGAGAGUCCGGUGAAGAACAACAGCCCGCGCCCGUUCAGUCGGCCCGCGGAUAUCGAAGGCGGGAACAUUUCCGACCGGCUCGGAAAAAUCAAAACGUCUUCGGAAAACUGGAAGAACCGUGUCGAACUCUCGGAUGCCACCAACUUCACCGUGGCGGGCCGAAUGCCCGCCGCCCGGUCGCCCAAGUUGCCGUUCAUCAAAUCCGACACGAAGCAGUCGCCACCGAUGAGCGCGUUCCGCAGUGUGAACCCGCCUCAGCUGGGCCUUGCCAAGAGCCCCUCGAUGAUGGUGUCUUCGGUGACUACCACGUCGACGCUGUACACUCCCACCACCCCCGGCGGACCACUUCCGAAUGGGAUACCAUCGCCAGUGGCCGCCUUGGCCGCCGUCGGCCAGCAACUAUCUAGUCAACUCAGUCAGCACAGAGCCGGAAUGGACAGUAUGAUGAAGCGUAGCAUUAGUGUACCCGGAGUGCCCUCGUCCGGCGUCUACGGCGAAGCCGGUGGGGAUCUCAAGUCCCACGCUGCCGGCGGUUCAAAGGUUUCAAUCCCAAAGCUGGACGACGAAUGCUUUGGCAACUUUUUCACCAAAGUCGAGAAAACCGUAGCGGCUACCACGUUCACCACGACCAAGACCAGUAGUAGCAGCAGUUCGUCGGCGGAGGUCGUCAUCGGAGAUUUCGACACGCUCAAGGUGGACAGCCAACGUCUCACGCAGAAGAAGGUUGUCCAGGGACCAAGACGCCGCGGUGCCAUGUCGAGGAACCCCCUCAAGAAGCUGGCUGCCCGGGACGAUCUGCAGACCGAGUACACCGAGAUCAAAACAGGUAUCGCCGAUAAAGAGUUGAAAAGACUCAAACUAGAAUCAAUUGCCAAAACUAGCAAUCUAGCCAUCGAAGCGCUUGCCGGCUUGGCUUCCGUGGAGGACUUCAAAUCGGUCGCACUAAAGUCCAGCAGUCUGCCUCUGAACCAAAGCUUCGUUCCGUACAAACCGUUGAUGUUGUUGCAUGUCAAGGGCCGCCGGCACGUCCAGACCAGGUUAGUGGAACCGGUGGCGCGGUCGAUCAACCGCGGUGACUGCUUCGUGCUGGUCACCUCGGAUCGGCUGUUCGCCUUCAUGGGUCAGUAUGCGAAUGUGAUCGAGCGGUCGCGCGCUAAGGAGUUGUGCGAUGUGAUCGUCCGGGAUAAGGAUUUGGGGUGCGGUGCUGCGACAGCGACGGUGAUCAACGAUGGCAAAUUCUGCAGCGAACGACAGCUUCGAGAGUUCUGGAAACUACUGGGGCGGGGUCAGGAAGACCACAAAGCGGAAGUCUGCGAUGCUGGUCACGCCGAUGAGGAUGAGCUGUUGGAGAGUUGCCUGAUCGAGACAAACAAGGUUUAUGAGUUUGAGGAUGAUGGAUUGGUGCCGCUGGAGGAGUACUGGGGUGCUACGCCUAAAAUUGCCAUGCUGGACAGUAAGAAAAUCUUGAUUUUCGAUUUCGGUAGCGAGUUGUACAUUUGGAAUGGGAAGAAUGCCUCCAGCGAAUCCAAGAGAGCUGCGAUCAAACUAGCUCAGGAGUUGUACUCGCAAGAGUACAGUUACGACAUGUGUCAGCUGAACCCGAUUAACUUCACGGAGUUGAGCGGUGAUAGACAGAGGGAUGCCAGACGCGUGCCGAAGAGCGGUUCGGUGCGACCGGAUUGGUGCUUGAUAGCGAAGGUUACUCAACACAUGGAAACGACUCUGUUCCGACAGAAGUUUAUCGAUUGGCCAGACAUUACCGUGCAAUUGAAGGAUGAUGGUUACCACUUGGGAGAUACUCCGAGUUUGGAGAUCAAGCCAGUUGACGGAGAGAUGUUGUUCAAAGGACAACCGUACGAGGAACCGAAUCUGGUGCUGGAAAAUUCUAGUUUGGGUCGAGGAAACUUUUACUACGAUACUAAUACGAUGCGCCACUUUGAUGUACUCACGAUAUCAGUGACGCAGUGGGAGAUUGAUGAAUACGAGUACAAGGUUAUUGAGGGACCUUCAUGCGGACAUUUCUAUUCUGACGAAAGCUACACGGUUCGCUGGAUGUACCAGGUAAGCGUUACAGUGCGGGAGCUAAGCGGAAAAGUCUCGAAUCGAAGCACCGUUGUUGGACGUGAUCGUUGCGCCUAUUUCUGCUGGCAUGGAAAGGACGCUCCGGCUAACGAAAAGGGCGCGGCUGCUCUACUUACCGUUGAGCUGGACAAAGAGAAAGGUGCUCAAGUCCGCGUGGCCCAAGGUCAAGAAUCGUCGGCGUUCAUUCGCUUGUUCAAGAUAAUGUUCAUCCACAAGAGCAAGAAGACUCCCCGUAACGCAUGGCGCUUGUACAUAAUUACCGGUAACUAUCCGGAAGAAACUGUCUGCACCGAAGUGACUUGCCAUGAACGUCAACUGCGGUCUCGUGCUACAAUGGUGCUGAUUAACGGCGAAAAGGGACGGGUAUUACUCUGGAAUGGCUGCAAAGCCCUACCUCAUGCCAGAGAAGUUGGCCAAAACGUACUGAACGCCAUUAUCCAGAACAAGUACACCGAAUUGUUCGAUGAAAGUCUCUCUUCUGUAAGCUCGAAAACUCUCGAAGAAGGUCAAGAAACUCAUGAGUUUUUCGAAGCGAUCGAUGGAAGCGAGAACCGUCACUCGUACCAUUCUUUGCUCGGCUCGAACCAGGACUUCAGUUUCACGCCAAGAAUAUUCAACCUGACCAGCAUCAAUAACGGAAAUUUCGAAGCUACCGAGUUGCAUUACAAUCUGCGGUGCAAAGACUUGAUGUCGGCGUAUCCCUUCCGACAGGACGAUCUGUACAAAGCUCGCCAGCCGACGAUAUUCAUGAUCGACAAUGGUCACAUACUGUGGCUCUGGCAAGGUUGGUGGCCAACGGAGGACGGUGCCGGCAGCGAUAGCGGAAGCAACAGCGGCAGUGAUAACCACAGCAGCUUCGACAGCAAUCGCUCCGGUGAGAACCGAUGGCAAAGCGAACGCCGAGUUGCGAUGGAAACGGCCGUUGCCUACUGGCAGGCGAAGCAGACAAAAUUUGGAAACUGUACAACAGCCGUCGAAGGAUCGAAGUCGAAAAAGGUUUGCAACGGAAACGAAGUCCAUGCACCGGUGCCGGACGAGAACGGUAACGGUGGGGCCGCCAUUGAUGAGGUAGACAUCGCCGGAAAAACCACUGCCAACAAUGGUACUGCCAGCGACGCAACCGAUGACUGUGAUACUAUUACUAGUGGUGAUCGUGAAACCGUAGUAGUUGGGAACGGGGAUGAUGACUUUGGUACUAAUGGUGGUGCUCGGGUAGCCGAACCGAAGGAGCGAAGCGCAUCGAGCGAAAUCAACGGCUACGUAGUUUGGGCUGGAUUGGAACCGCUGGAGUUCAUCGCCAUGUUUCCCGAUUGGGAGCAGCGAGACGAUGUUGCAGAAAUUAACGUACAGGAUGGCCGUAAAUCUGCCCCGCAGCCAAUAGCCAGCAGUCUGUCGCUUCUGUCGCGCAAGGAGUACCCCCUGUCGGUGCUGCUGGAACGACCGCUACCCGAGGGAGUCGACCCGACCAAGCUGGAGUUGUACCUCCACGAGCAGGACUAUCCGGAGGGGCUGGGCCUGACCAAGGCCGAGUUCGAUCAACUUCCGGCGUGGAAGCAAACCAAGCUCAAAAAGGAGCGUGGUUUGUUCUAAAACAGUAACACGCGAUCAUCAUCACUCGUUUCCACUAAACUUCCCUCAGACCCCAGCCUCCCUUUGCCUGUCUUUAAUUUGUUUUUUGUUUGGGAAAAAGAAAGGCCAAAUAGCAAAAUUUCGUUUGUUUUUACCGGAUGUUUUAUGUGUCUUAUAUUUUGAAAAAACGAUCAUCGAUAUGUUUUAUCUGUCUGCGUUCUAACGACGACAGACACAUGAUUGUAUUUUUUUUUUUUUGAUUUUCUAGUUGUUUAAAUUUUAUUCUGCAGUUGUUUAUUUCUUUGUUUUUGUUAUUAUGAUUUUUGUUUUCACUUUCCAAUGAAUGUUUUACGGUUCUAGUAGCGGCGCUCCCAUUUGUUUUCCACUUGAAUACUGUUUUUAAUUUAUGUAUCGAAUCAUAAGUGGCGCCACCGUGCUUUUCUAAAAUAGUCGUUUAAAACAGGUGGAAAACGUUAUUCUCUGAUUUGUAAACAACGAAAUUGUGCAUAAUAAAAGUUUCCACGGUAAUCGAACAAUGUGUCCUCCGACUGUGUGGAGAUUUCCGCUUUUUUAAUCGAAGAUUUCAGCUGCCCUCUAUGAUUUUAAUCUAAAAGUUCGAAGGAACGGUGUGUGGAAUCAACACUCAACUCAAGAGUACGAGAUUGCUUUAUACAACCUUUUUGUAGGGAUAGAAAUGUAAUAGCAGCGCUGACGAUUUCAUAACUAAAAAGAAACAUGAAUUAAGUUUACACAUCGACAUAAAAUAAUUACAUGUAUGAAUACCAUUUCGCCAUUUGCCAAAAUUUAUGUAAAAAAUGUAAUUUUAUUAACUUUUGUAAGCUUCAAUCGCGCAUAUAUACAUAUAUUUUUAAAUAAGUAGCAGCCUAAAAUUAACUCUGUCUCGCUUUUUUGCCCUGCAGGUUUAUGUAGAAAUGUGUGCUAUCCUCUUUUUUAAAUUAUUUCUCGUAGAAUGUUUAGGAAACAUGAAAAAAAGGCAAAAAGUGGAAUCCCUCUUCUCUCUUGGCAGUGAUAGUAUGUUUCAUAAGGCGCUUAUUAUUAUUAUUGUUUGGGUUUAGUCCCACGUUAAUGUGUUUAGGAUACCAUACGUAGCUUUUAGGUGGAUCGGUCUUCAAUGAAGCGAACAAAAGUCACAACCAAAAGAGUUGAACAAUCGUAUAGUAAGGAAAAAGUACUUAAAAGAACUGAACUCUGCUCGAUGGCGAACAAAAAGAAAACAGGAAAAGCCUAGAAAGCACGGCUAAACCACUUCCCCCAUUUUUUGAAGGGAAGAUGUAUUUUGUGAACCCGAUUAAAGCCUGUUUGUGCGCGCGAGUGUGCGUGUGCGUGACGUGACGUGCUAUUUGUAGUGAAACAGUAACUCUGUGUUCCAUAUUUACCUUAUCAUACUAUUCGAAAAAAAAAACAUUACGAAGCCCACACACACCACAUCAUAGCAAACGUUCAGAAAAGCCGCCAACGCUAAAUUGAAAAAAAAACAACUAUUUCUUGUGUGCUACUAAAAUAGAAAUAAAUACGAAGGAAUCGACCGAAACCAAGAAAAAUCACAAUCACUAAAAUGCCAGCCUCAUUGAGUAUAAUAUAAAUAUAUACAUAUACACGAAACAAAAAAAAAUCAACUAAAAACCUUACAACAGCCGAACAUUUAUCACCACCACGUACACUUUACAAACACACAAACAAAUUACACACAUUUUAAGGUAUACACCUUGAGUCAAUAGAAGCAGCAAAAAAAAAAUAUUUAAUAGUCAUUUGAUCGAACCAACAGUAAAGUACGGUCGUUUACUCGGCUAAUAAACAGAGGAAUCAUAUAUGCAUAUGCUUUGUAACGCUCUCCUCCUCAUGUGCAGAAGAAAACGAUCGCGAACGAACAUGAAAUACACAGGAGCUAAAUUUUGAAACCGAAAGACGAAACCGGAGAAUAAAGAAAAAUGAAAAACUUUUUAUCAAUAA
Messenger RNA from Aedes albopictus (Asian tiger mosquito), 20303 nucleotides. It is a transcript of the gene Svil, whose product is annotated as supervillin. Bases 2205 to 18353 code for a protein of 5382 amino acids. The record is from RefSeq and is a predicted model, not a curated record. Gene Ontology annotation, biological process: barbed-end actin filament capping; actin filament severing; cytoskeleton organization. Gene Ontology annotation, molecular function: phosphatidylinositol-4,5-bisphosphate binding; actin filament binding. Lineage: Eukaryota; Metazoa; Arthropoda; Insecta; Diptera; Culicidae. Gene Ontology annotation, cellular component: cytoplasm; actin cytoskeleton. The transcript is spliced from 16 exons.